AAUGGGUUGGUGGGAUGGUGCCCUUUAUGAGGAGCUUAUUAGUGGGUUUCGACCGGAAAGGUUUUGGCUCACUUUACAGCUUCAAGCUCUUGUGCGCCUGUGUCUAAGCUGAAGUAGAGAGGAGUUUUAUCCGCACCUUCUUCUUGCUCUGGCCGUUGGGUUUCUUGGGUCAGUUCAGCUCGAGAGAGAUGAGUUAUCUGGGAGUGGGUGUUAGUCCUGGGAAUGUUGCAGUGCAUCACGAGACAAACUUGAAGGUGAUUGACCGGAGAGUGAGGCUUGUGGAGCUGGUGCUGAGGUGCGUGAUCUGUGGGCUUGCUGUUGUUUCAGCCGUUCUUGUGGGGACAGACAGUCAGGUCAGGGAAAUCUUCACAAUUCGGAAGAGGGCCAAAUUCACUGACAUGAAAGCUCUUGUCUUCUUAGUGAUUGCCAAUGGGAUAGCUGCUUCCUACUCUCUGAUCCAAGCAUUGAGGUGUGCUGCGAGCAUGAUCGGGGGAUAUGUUCUGUUCAGCAAGCCUUUAGCUUGGGCCAUCUUCUCGGGUGAUCAGGCAAUGGCUUACGUAACAUUAGCUGCCGUCGCUUCAGCAGCUCAAUCUGCGGUCUUUGCAAAAGUGGGACAACCAGAGCUUCAGUGGAUGAAGAUAUGUGAUAUGUAUGGGGAGUUCUGCAAUCAAGUCGGGGAAGGGAUUGCGACUGCCCUGCUCGUGAGCCUUAGUAUGGUUGUGAUUGCUGCAAUUUCCGCCUUCAGCCUCUUUCGGUUGUAUGGAGGAGGCAGCAAGGGCAAGAGCAGCGGCUCGGGUUGGUGAACCAGACCAGAGAUCUCUGUUAUGUCUUUGAAACUUGGGUUUAGUUUCCGUUUCUGUCACAUAGUUUUUGUAAAAUCUUAGGUGAGUUCUGUCCGGUGGGUGUAGGCAUUUAGAUGUUCCGGCAUAAAUAAGCCGAUCCCGAGCUCUCAGUUUUCACGCGAUCUCCGGGUUAAAGUCUUGUUGACUUGUGGACUCGUUUUCUAGGGCAGAAGCGAUUUAUGCUUUGGCCAAUUACCUGACCAUAGUAAGGCGGUUGUAAACUUGUAAUGAAUCGCAGUAUGCGUUCUAUUAAUGACGAUGGGUGAAAUGAAGCUGCUAAUGUUCAGUCUC
Molecule: messenger RNA, 1133 nt
Organism: Punica granatum (pomegranate)
Lineage: Eukaryota; Viridiplantae; Streptophyta; Magnoliopsida; Myrtales; Lythraceae
Source: RefSeq, a predicted model, not a curated record